AUGUCGGCCCGAGAGACCUUGUUCGCUUUCAUCUUAGUUGUCUCGGCGCUCGCUGGACUUGCGUCGGCCGCCCCAACCUCCGACACUCCCAACGAUCCAGAUGCAAAGCCCCAUGCCGUGAAUCAGCUUGCCUGCGGCGGCGCCGGGGAUGCCAAAACUGACAGCGCCACUAGUGGCACCACCGCCAACCCUUAG
Puccinia triticina is the source of this 195-nucleotide messenger RNA. RefSeq lists its product as uncharacterized. The coding region runs from base 1 to 195 and encodes 64 amino acids. The transcript has 2 exons. NCBI's taxonomy places the organism in Eukaryota, Fungi, Basidiomycota, Pucciniomycetes, Pucciniales, Pucciniaceae. The record is from RefSeq and is a predicted model, not a curated record.